AUGUCCAAGUACAAGAAAUUCGUUCUGAUCACUGGCGCCAAUCAGGGCGUCGGCUACGAAACGGCGAAGAACUUACUUCUAUCAUCUGUUGACUACCAUGUCAUUAUUGGUAGUCGAGACGAAGCCAAAGGGGAAGCGGCAGCGAGUGAACUUCGAUCGCUGGAACAAAUCAGAGGAACAGUCUCUAGCAUACAAAUCGAUGUGACGGACGAUAGAUCUGUCGAUUCUGCAGCUCUUCAUCUUACUUCGGAAUGGGGCCGAUUGGAUAUUCUAGUCAACAACGCUGGUAUCAUCUCUAUGGCCAGCCCCCCAACCCGCGAAGCAUUCCGCUCUGUUCUCGAAACCAACCUCAUUGGAGCACUCAGCGUCACUGAAUCCUUUCUUCCCCUUCUUCGAAAAGCAGAACAUAUGCCUCCCCGCCUCAUAUUUGUCACGUCAAGCACAGGUUCCAUCACUCAUGCUGCCAACCCGAAAUCACCAUACUACAGUGGGUAUGCUACUGAGUAUCGAAUUAGCAAAGCUGGUCUGACUAUGCUUAUGGCAAUGUAUUAUGCUCGACUCAAGCCGGAGGGCUUCUUGGUUUUUGGUGCGGAUCCAGGGCUAUGCGCGACUAACUUUACGCAUAACGCUGAAUCUCUUAGACAGCGUGGGGCGGCUGAACCAGGGGAUGGAGGUGAACGAAUAGCUUGUGUUAUUCGGGGCGAAAAAGAUGAAGCUGUUGGAAACGUAGUAGGAGUGCAUGGUGUCGUCCCGUGGUAG
This is a messenger RNA of Fusarium venenatum, 759 nucleotides long. The record is from RefSeq and is a predicted model, not a curated record. Lineage: Eukaryota; Fungi; Ascomycota; Sordariomycetes; Hypocreales; Nectriaceae.